AUUCACGCUUCAUGUUAGGCUAACAGUUAAGCGUUGCUCGAAACCAGACAUGUUUGAUUUCACGAGCGUCAUCAAAGCUUGGAAAUUGGAGAAUGAGCAAUUAUGCUGUUGACCUGACCCAUUUGCUAACUUGCUGUUUAAUUUCACUUUAUCCAUACCUGUGCUGUUUUUUCGGCUGAUUGGGCCCUCUUGCUUGGUUUUCUGGAUGUUUACCCUAAGAAAGUAGUCGUUUAAAUAGACAACAUAUGCGUUAAAAGCUUGCAUUUAUGAACCCUUUUUUAGCAUGGCUAGCUUUUUAGCAUCGCUAUGUAAUAAGCUAAACGAUACGCCGCAUUGAUCAUACCGGUUCAAAUCUGACCUUUUUAUUGACGACAUAUGUGGCUCAUUUGUGACCAACGAUUCGUUUACUUUAUUUAUAAGACAUAUCUGGGUUUAAAUUGUGUCUUGGCGUGUUGUUUUGAUGGAAGACGUAAAGCUGCGUUGAUUGUCUCAUUGUGGCUAACCAAACCAACUAGCUUGCUAGGCUAACUAGCCUGCUAACUACUAUGCAUCACAAAAGCUCCUCCGCUUGCUGUAGGAUUUGGUGUCACGUAGCCAAAUGGUCGGCCGGUCUAGACUAAACAAUAACUUCUCAUUCCUGCCUUUCUGAGUUGGAACCUAUGUCUCCAGCUUUUUCUCUCACGUUGGCUCGUUAGCUAAAGACGACGAGCGGUGGAGUUCCGCAUGCAUCAAAGUGCGAAAACAAUGGGGAUGUAUUUCCGACCGCGAUCACAUCAUUUUGGUUUGGCUGCAGUCAGAGACACAUGUGCUGCUAAUUGCCACUAGCUGAACAAUACGCGAUGGGAUUGAAUAUUUCAGAGGCAGGUUUUUCUUUCUUCUCCCUUUGGUUGAACCGAAUUCUAAGAAACGUUCCGGUUCUGAAACUUGUACCUUCGUACAACACAAAAUAUUGGAUGUAUUUCAUUCAUAAUGGGGUUUGUCCCUCUGGAACUUUAACCACAUUGUCUAUUAUAUAAUUAUGGGCCUAAGAAUAUAUAGAUUUAACGUUAUAUCAGUGUCUUCCAUUAAUACGAGAAAAGAUUGCUUAAUAUUAUUGUACAUUGCAAUGAAUCUUGUAUUUUAUUGAUGGUUGACCUCAUUUUUAGUAUGAAAAUAUUUCCAUUGUCAUGAUUAAUUCUCCAAGUAUUUGUGACAUAUUGAUUUGAAUAUAAUCUAAUCGUAGGCCUGUUAAAUAAACUGUGCCAAGCCUCACAUUGAGAAAUUAAUGAAAUUGCCUCAACUCCCAUGUAUUUAGCUACGUAUUCAGUGUAUUAAGUGUUUAGUGUAAUCUACACUUUUGAUGCAACCAUUUCAAUAUGUAUAAAGGGAUAUAUCUAUUUCAGUAUGCUCUGCUAUAUUUCACAAAGUUACUCAAAGUAACAUGUUUAUUUUAAUUCUAAGGUUUCUGAAAAAGUUUCCAUUCACUGUACGUAGUGCUUCAGUUAUUUAAGCCUCAUACAUCCGAUUAAGUAAUUAAUGGGUUGCAGAACAUUCUACUCCACACAGUACACACAAAGCUAUGUAGCAGUGACUAAAUUUACUUCACUGGGAAGACUUACUAGAGAGGAGAUCUAAAACCACAAACUACAAAAUGUGGACGUUACUUUGUAUUUGUUUGUCUACUUCAGGUCUGAAAUCAUCACUACUUACCAAGACAUAAUGGUUUAUCUCCCCUCUCUUAUAGGAUAUUCUUCUCCUGCAUUCUUCAUUAGAUUAAUUGCCCUCCUUCUUCCCUGCACAACACAAAGCCACCACUAUGAGUAUUAUCCAAGACAAAUUAGGCAAUGAGUUUUUGCGCAACGGCGGCAUGGAUCCCAACUUUGCACCAGGUAUGCUUAUGUUUAGUCACCUGCCGCCUGUCACCAGCUUUACACGGCUGGCCUCCCAGUCCGUUAUGGGCGAGCUUCCUCAGGAGAUGAUCCUGAAGAAAGAACGUGACUCGCCACCAGAACACCAGGGCGCCACCGCCUUGAACACUGGGGGCUUCCUCCACAGCAUGGGCAUAAAGCAGGAGCGGCUAAAUGAGUUGGAUUACCAUAUGCCGCUCUACGGCGGAGGAGUUGGGGUGAACUGUUCUGGAGGGGGUGCGGGGAAGAGUGGCAAUGACAUGCCGGACAUGUCUUUCGGCAACCACCACCAUCACCAAAACCACCAGAACAUGCUUCUACACGACCUCAGCCUCAGCAACGUCCGUUCCCUUGGAGAACAGAUGCCCGUAAGACCGGGCAAAGAGCCAAAAGAGCCUUCAGGGAGAAGAGGGCGAAGAAACAACGGGGACGGGCAGGGAGGCAAAGCACGGAGGAAACGCAGCGAUGCCGCAAAGGCCAUGAUGUUGGAUGCAGAUGGAGCCUGCAUGUCCCCCAACUCAAAACCACAUAUCUGUGAGCACUGUAAUGCGGCUUUCCGCAGCUCCUACCACUUGCGCAGGCAUGUGCUCAUACACACAGGGGAGAGGCCUUUCCGGUGCAGUCGGUGUGACAUGAGCUUCAUCCAGAAGUAUCUGCUCCAACGGCACGAGAAGAUUCACAGUGGAGAGAAGCCUUUCAGCUGUGACCAGUGUAACAUGCGCUUUAUCCAGAAGUACCAUAUGGAGCGACAUAAAAGGACUCACAGUGGCGAGAAGCCAUAUCGCUGCGAUACCUGCCAACAAUUUUUCUCAAGAACAGACCGGUUACUGAAGCACAAACGGACAUGUGGAGAAGCCAUAAAGAAGGGCCUGGACCCAAAUAUGCUGGAGCUCAGCGAAGCAGAGCUAGGACAGGGCAGCUAUUCACACUCUCAGGGAAACCCUACCACCUCCGGACGCAAGAGGGCCAAGUCCAAAAAUGGUGAGGGCAAGAAGAAGAAGAAUGCGUCAGCGGCAUCGUCGUCAGGGGGGAUGGCCCUGGGUCUGCAGGACUUCAGCAUGGAGCACCCGUCAGGCUCCGGCCCCAACAUGCAGGGACGCGCUCCGAAGUUGGUCUUCAAGAAAGCCGGCCGCAAGGCCCAAGACAAGGGAAUGCUGUCUGUGGGCGAUGGCGCUGAUGGACAAAAACGCCUGUGCCAGAAGCCCGACUCCAUGGAUCACUCGGAGGUUACUGGCCUCGAUAACAUGGGUCUCCUCCAGGGAGGCGGGGGCAACAAGCAGGGGCCCACCACCAGCAGCAACUACGACGACGCAAUGCAGUUUGUGAAAAAGCGGCGCUACCUCCAUGCCGUUAACAAUGACUAUGGCGCCGGCUCACUGCACAUGGCGUCCCAGGGCGGAGGUGUCAUCCAGGGCUCCUUGGGGCCUGAGCCCACGCUGGCCAUGCUGGACUCCUCGCCUUUGGACCUCAAGCACGACAAGUCAGGCAUUCCAGAUGAGGUCCUGCAGAGCCUGCUGGAGCAUUAUAGCCAUAAGCCGGAGGGGACACACCACCACGACGUGACUUUUGACCUGUCAGACCACCCGCAUCACGUGGACCUCCAGCCCGCAGCCCCGGUGACCCCCGAGCUGGAGGACGACUCCCCCAACGGUGGUGACAAGACGGCCGUGAUGAGCGAGUACUCAAAGUUCCUCCUGCAGGCGCUGGAGCGCACCAGCCACAGUGGGCCGUUCCCCAGUCUCGGUCCCACGGGGCCUUUCCCACUCCUGUCCAGCAGCUCCAGUCCCACGGGGCCCCUGUUCUCGGACAAACACGUGUACACGACGUCCCCGCUGGAUUGCGUCUACCCACCCGCUGUCUCCUCUCCCCUGCCCAUCGUCGCCCCUCUAUCAAACUCCUCCUCGACCUCCUCCAAGUCCCACUAUGCCAUGCUGGUCGGCUCCCCCUCCCAUGCAGGCUACCACCUCGGCUUGGAGCCCGGCAGCCACCAGCAGCUGACUCCAUCCCAGGAGCUGACCGAGCAGCUGGAGAAGCAGCACUCCCCCGGCACCUUCAACCUACCUCCCCAGGACCUGACGGCGUCGUCAGAGGGCUCCAAGGGGCAGCAGCAGCCCAAGGCCGGAGGGGGGGGCGCCGCACCCGCCAACGGUUCCAGUUACCCAGACCUGUCCCCACUGAACCCCCCUAAGGAGACCACGUACCAGAUCGAGAACUUCGCCCAGGCCUUUGGGUCACAGUUCAAGUCUGGGCGGGUGACCCCUCUGAGCUACGGCAGUGAUCCCGGGGCAGAGGUCGACCACCGAAUACGGACUCCAGUGUCAGAAUUCUCAGGGUAUACCAGUUUGUUAGCGGAUGUCGGCGAGCCAGUGAGUACAGGAUCAAAAACCCAGACAAGCCAAAGUUUCAGAUAAGGGUCAAACAAGGUGAAUCCGGUAGGCGGCGGUCCUGUUACUGUCCACAGUCCCUUCCUAAUUUUGUUCUUGUAGCAAAGUUUGUUUUUAAACACUGCCAUUAAAUGUUAAUACAAGAAUGACCAGGGAGGGUCUUUCAUGGCCUCAAAUGCAAUUUUUAAAUAUUCUCAUUUUUAUUAUGUAUUUAGUCGCUUAUUUUUUUGUUUAAGAGUAGUGAUUUUGAUAUGAACGUACCGUAGAUUUAAAUGUAAUUUAAAACAUUUAGAGGGUAGCUAUGAACUUGCUUGAUUUUUUUUUUCUCAGAAACCUUUUGUUUUAUCAAUCAUCAAACCAUUGUAAAGUAAUAAUGAAUAAUGUUGAGAACUUCAAUAAUAACAUUUGUUGCAGGGAAAGGCCCAGAAUUCAAAUUGCAAAAAAAGUAUAUAUUGUCUGUUACAAGAAACUCAGGAAAAAAGGCAAAAUUGUGUAAUAAGACUUUGUAUUAUGAGAUGCAAUUAGCACAGUUUCUACAGGUGUACUUUUAGACUACAGAGCUUUGAUUUAGUGUUUUUUGUUUUGUUUUUUUAACUCGUCGACAACAUAUUACAACAAAUGAUCACGUGUGGUUUCUACUGCAUGGAGCUUUUGUUGAGUUUAUGGUACUGCUGUGUCAAUGUGAAGACAUCGUGGACACGAGGUAGUCGACGCUGUGGUGGAGUUCAGCGCACAGCGCGUUCUCCAGUGAAGAGGACGCUCGAAGCGGCACGUCAGCUGACGGCGCCCGUCUAGCCGCGCACUGCGCGGGUUGUGGCCAGUAAGAAAAAAAAUGAAUAAAUAAUCAACCCAUUGCUGUUAUGGCGGCCGUCUCUGAAAGUAAUGAACAUCCACCCCUGAUCUUUUUAUCAUGAUGUUGCUGAAUUGGUUUAAUUUUUUCUCUCUAAACAAAUCACCACUUUUCUACUCCGCUCCUUCCCGUUCCUUUUUGUGUCAAUGGAAUCAAACAAGCACUUUUUUUAAACAAAUCAUUAUCGGAAGCAACAACAACCCAUUCAAUUUGCAAAUGUGAUACGUGAUUAUUAUGCUGAUGCUUAUUAUUUUAAGAGGAGAAAACUGUGAACUGGGCUUGGGGGGGGGGGGGGGGGGGAUUAUUGUUUAAUGGGUUUUGAUAGGGGUUUACUAGGCAUGACCAUGGGUGUCUAAAUGUGUUCUGUUGCUUUUUCUCAAGGGUAGAAGAAGAAUUUUAAUUGUAUUUUGUUUUCUUACGGUUUAUCGGGUGAUGUAAAAAGAUCUGCCAUAAUUUUGUUAUACAAUAUUUUGAGAGUACCUCUUUGUAUUUAAGUAUUUUUGAGCGCGGGGCUGACAUGCUGGAACCCUUGUACCUUUGAGCCCGUGGGUCUGCUGGAUGCACCCCAAUCCCUUUUAUUUAUUCUCCACCAGCCACAACAGAACUUUACUGGCAAGUAAUCGCCAGACCUGCACCCCUACUCCAUAUUCCAUCUACUCAAUGAUUUCCUUUAACCUCACUUUGUAGUAAUCGCAAGAAACCGCUUCGAUAACACAGUUGGGGAAACAGAAAAUGUAAGUUAUUCCUGCCCACCAACCGACCCAUCGGCCCAAAAUGCAGCCCUGCACUCACGAGAAUAAACAAUGGCCUUGUUUGUCUUCUGUGGCUGAAGCCAUUCUGUCCCGGCAGCCAGGGUUGAUAUUUAAUUUAGUUGAUUUCCUGUGAGCCCCCCCCCCCCCCCCCCCCCCCCUUUCCCUACGCCUGUGAGCUCCACAGCCAAGAGACUUUGAAGCUGUUCAGAUCGCAGGGAACAAAGACUGACUGACUGACGGACGGACCACCUCACCCCAGACACACUAUGCUUUUAAAGGAGAGAAAGUGGGUGA
Messenger RNA from Pungitius pungitius (ninespine stickleback), 6166 nucleotides. RefSeq names its product zinc finger protein 281-like. Gene Ontology annotation, biological process: regulation of transcription by RNA polymerase II. The transcript has 6 exons. Bases 1796 to 4297 code for a protein of 833 amino acids. Gene Ontology annotation, molecular function: DNA-binding transcription factor activity, RNA polymerase II-specific; RNA polymerase II cis-regulatory region sequence-specific DNA binding. The record is from RefSeq and is a predicted model, not a curated record. NCBI's taxonomy places the organism in Eukaryota, Metazoa, Chordata, Actinopteri, Perciformes, Gasterosteidae.